Messenger RNA from Belonocnema kinseyi, 1404 nucleotides. RefSeq names its product zinc finger protein 845-like. The transcript is spliced from 6 exons. NCBI's taxonomy places the organism in Eukaryota, Metazoa, Arthropoda, Insecta, Hymenoptera, Cynipidae. Gene Ontology annotation, biological process: regulation of transcription by RNA polymerase II. The record is from RefSeq and is a predicted model, not a curated record. Gene Ontology annotation, cellular component: nucleus. The coding region runs from base 288 to 1262 and encodes 324 amino acids. Gene Ontology annotation, molecular function: RNA polymerase II transcription regulatory region sequence-specific DNA binding; DNA-binding transcription factor activity, RNA polymerase II-specific.
GGCGACGCGAAAUUGAUUUUUGUCAACCGCAAACAGUUGAGUUGCAUUUUUGGCGUUUUAUAUUUACAGUUUUACAUUAAAAAGUACCGAUUUCGUAACUCUAAAUAGUUUCUUAAGGUAAUUUUGUUUGAUUUAAGUGUGUAAUCAAUGAUUAGAUACAAAUUAAAAGAGAAUCGGACGGUCCUGUCAGAACUAAAGUACCGAAUUCAUCACAACGGUUGGAUCGGAAAUUACUGAAUUAUUUGUAUUCAUUUGGAUUUUUAUUUUGCCUGUCUAAUCUGACAAAAAUGAGUGAUAAAAAAGAGCACAAGUGUGUUCUUUGCAGUUCGAAAUUAGAAUCCAAGGAAGCUCUCCAGGAACAUUUCAGAAAACACGCCAAUAAAGAAAUUGAUCAUCGUGGAAGGUCAACAGCCGCAGAACAAAAUUCAGAUGCAAAAUGUGAUCUUUGUGGAAAAAUGUUUGACACAGUUACAUCCACAAUUAGGCACAGAUACAAGAUGCAUCCAAACGCUCCUGGAAAAUUCUACUGUCCAUUUUGUGGAAUGCAAUUUCCUCUCAAGAAUCUCAGAGACACGCAUCUAAACUCUCACGAAUCGGAUGACAAAAACGAGGAGGAGCACAAAAACUGCGACGACUGUGAUGUACUAUUUUACAAUGACAAAGCUUUACAAUAUCAUCAUCGCUCAGUUCAUAAAAGAUUGAUUAACAUAUUCCAACCAGUGGCAACGCCUCCACCUAGUAAUAAAAUUAAAUUAAACUCCAUGAACGAUGCUUUGAGUGUUUAUUAUUGUCACUUGUGUGGUGCUGAGUAUAUGUUGAAAUUUAACCUGCAACAACACUUGGAGAAAAAUCACACUCAGGAAGAACGAGAGGCCGUGCCAGAAAACCUGAUUAAAUGUACAAUGUGUGCUGCACUGUUCUGUAGUAAAAAAGCAUACGAUAUCCAUAAUACGUAUCAUCAACCGGACGAUUUGUAUGUAACUUCAGAGGAACAAAGAUUACAAACGGUCUCAAAGGUUGAUCAGGAUUUUGAUAUUCGAAGGGUAGAACCGAUCGCUGAGAAGUAUCUUCCAAAAUUAACCGUAACCAAAGGAUCUAAGCGACCUAUUGUCAAGUGGCCUAAGGCCCAAAAGUUGAAGAAAACGACAAGAGAAGAACCAAAACAUAAAGAUUAUCUUCCGUCUGAUGAAGAUGCGCUUGUAGAUACGAGCGAUUCCGACAGUGAUAUUCCCUUAAAUAAAAGAGUUGUUAACUUUAGCUAACGGUGACUUGGCUCCAAAAAUUGUACGGGAAAUUACUGAAUAUACUGAAAUUGGAAGAGUUAUCAAUCAAUUAUCUUUGUGUAUAAUUUGUAUAACAUUAAAUCUUAAAGAUUUAGUUAGUGUAGAUAUGUGGGAUCGACGU